AUCUCUUGUAGUAAUGUACGCCAAUGAUAUAUUCGGUUAGACCACGGCCAGUUGUGCAGGGAUACCAGCCGCCUUCCUAUUGGUGCCACGACUUAUUUCAACCUGUUUCACUACUCAUUAUUAUUAUCACUCACCUCCAUCCUCUCCUUUUAUCCAUCCUAUCUAAGAAUAUAACGCUCUAUUCGCUCUCAUAAUGGACGUUGACACCCUUGCUGAACAACAAUCGGACCGUUUUUUCAGGAUAUGGUUGCAGAACUUGAUUGGGAAUUCCCCAGAGCAGUUGGCUGGUAAACUUGCUGCCAAACACCGGCAGGGCACUCCGGUCUCUGCAUCACAACCCUUCAACGGUGCCUUUAAUGUCUGCUAUCGGGUUACCUACGAAGACGGCUAUCGCGUUAUUGUUCGGUUUGCUGCUCUCGGUCGGGUUACCUUCCGCAAUGAAAAGGUUGAGGAUGAGGUAUCGAUAAUGAAUUACCUUGCUCAGCAUACAACAAUCCCUAUUCCCAGAGUAUUAGGCCACGGAAAAUGUGCAGUCGGCCCCUAUAUCGUCAUGACCCUUGUUGAAGGAAACCCGCUAUCUGAUUACCUGCGGGACCCGAAGCAAGAAAUGAUUAGUCUGAAUCCCCAGAUUCCUCUGUCCCUUCUGAAGAGGGCCUACUCUGGUAUAGCAGAGAUCAUGCUUGAAUUGUCAAAACCGGCUUUUCCAUAUAUUGGCGCGAUAGGACAGGACGAUUCAGGCACAUGGGUUGUACAAAAGAGACCCCUCACCUUCAACAUGAACCGACUUACCCAAUUCUCCAAUAUUCCGCCUGGAGUAUUUGCCAAACAACGCUUCACAAAUGCGGCUGACUACUUUGAAGAACUCGCGAAACAACAUUUCUAUCAUCUCGAGUUUCAACAGAAUGACGCAGUCACAGACGAAGCCGAUUGCCGGAAAAAAUACGUGGCUCGCCGUCUUUUUAUCAAAAUUUCACGAGAAGUAUCCAAAAAACAUUGCAAGGGUCCUUUCAGACUCUUUUGCGAUGAUUUUCGUCCUGAAAAUAUAUUUAUUCACUCCGCCCAAGCGAUUGUCACUGGAGUAAUUGAUUGGGAAUUUACAUAUGCUGCCCCAGUCGAGUUUUCAUAUACUGCACCAUGGUGGUUAUUGCUGGAGCGGCCAGAGGAAUGGGACCUUGACAGCCUUUUGGCGCGAUACCUCCCAAAGUUUCGGGUUUUUCUCGAGGCUCUUCGAGAGACUGAGAAUAAAAAAAUUCACAAUGGUUCAUUAACCGAAUCACAGCGUCUGUCAGAGGGAAUGGAGGCCUCGAUGGAAAAUGGAUUAUUUUGGAUAUGUCUCGCUAUGAGACAUAGCUCUAUGUUUGAUGAGAUCUACUGGUCCUUCAUCGAUCCUAUGUACCAUGGGUCUUUUACUUCAAUCGAGGAUCGCAUAUGUCUCUUGUGUGAAGACGAACGAACGAACCUCGACGAUUUUGUUCAAAAAAAGCUGCGGCAGGCAAGCGAGAGAACCCUAACUAACAAUUUCAGCAUUGAUGAGCUUGUUGAUCUCUAGGGGCUCUUCUAUCUUGGACAACGUACAGCCAUAAACAUUGUACGGAGCAACCUGUGAGGGACUUACACUCACUUCUGACUCCCCCGUCAGCGACUGUGCAGCUCAGCCGGCUAAUACUAACUGGAGAGACCCGGAAUCGUCUGUUAUGACCAGGGUUGUAAGGAUAACUGUUGGCUGCCAAUUUCAGCGGUCCCCUUCAUAGUGCAGUACAGUGCAGUACAGUACCUAGACGCCGACCGAAAAAAGUCAUCGUGGUUCAAAAGCAUGAUCUUUGAACCACGAGCACCCCCUUUUC
Messenger RNA from Paecilomyces variotii, 1844 nucleotides. Its product is annotated as kinase-like domain-containing protein. Lineage: Eukaryota; Fungi; Ascomycota; Eurotiomycetes; Eurotiales; Thermoascaceae. The transcript has a single exon. Bases 194 to 1549 code for a protein of 451 amino acids. The record is from RefSeq and is a predicted model, not a curated record.